Molecule: messenger RNA, 1059 nt
Organism: Calypte anna (Anna's hummingbird)
Lineage: Eukaryota; Metazoa; Chordata; Aves; Apodiformes; Trochilidae
Gene: ATOH7
Product: atonal bHLH transcription factor 7
Exons: 1
Coding region: 200-655 (151 amino acids)
Biological process (GO): regulation of DNA-templated transcription; neural retina development
Molecular function (GO): protein dimerization activity
Source: RefSeq, a predicted model, not a curated record
UCCAGAAGAAUCAGAAGACCUUAUUUUAUUAUUAAUUUUUUUUUUUUAAGACGCUAAGGAAAAUAAUACAUCACUGGUACCUGGAAACAGACUCAAGAGGCACACAGGCUUAUUCACAUGAGGGCUUUCCCUACAACGUUUUAGAAAGCCAAUUUUAGAAAGCAAUCCUUGUGUGUGUGAAAUCGAAGCCGUGACGAAUAUGAAAACCUGUAAAUCCAGUCAUUUGGAUUCAGGCAUGGAAUCAGACAUCCAGUGCAGAAGUGGACCAGGCUGCGUUGUGAAGUGCAAUUCAGAAAGGAUGGAGAAUGCUGCUAAGAGAAGACUGGCUGCCAAUGCCAGGGAGAGGAGAAGAAUGCAAGGACUGAACACAGCCUUUGAUCGUUUGAGAAAAGUGGUUCCACAGUGGGGUCAGGAUAAGAAGCUGUCCAAGUAUGAGACCCUUCAGAUGGCUUUGAGCUAUAUCAUGGCUCUCACUAGAAUACUUGCUGAAGCAGAAAGAUACAGUACUGAAAGAGAAUGGAUUAACCUGCACUGUGAACACUUCCACCCAGAGAGCUACCACCAUUACACAGGACAAAAAACAGCAACAGACGGUGAUGCUUACACACAGCGGAUAUUCAGCUACCACCCUGAACACUUUCAAAUAGCUAAUUAGAAUGUUUUGUGAACUAAGACAAUGCAACAGGCCAGAUGUGUAAUUUAAUAAUUAGCAAGAGUUAAUCUGCUUGAAUAAGGUAAUAUUGGCAUUAUAACAGCUUAUUCUUUUCUGCAUCCUAUACUAAUUUGACAAAAUAAAUUUACUUUGUGAACUUUAUUUAUUUUAUUUGGUGCUGGUGGAAAGUGUACUUUUAAUAUGAAACCUUUCUGGCAAUUUCUUAUUAGUUCAUCUAGUUAAUUUGAUUCUUUUAUUACAUAAGUUUUUUGAGUUUUUUCUUGCUGUGAUGAAUCAUGACAGUAUUUUCUACAGAUCAUGGGUCAAGCUGACCCAUGUUGUAACUGAAUUGAAUCACUUCAGAGCUUGACUUCAUUCCAUAUUUUUAUUUUUAUGUCCAUUUUUGU